AUGUCAGAAAUUGAAACCACCUUUGAUUCUCUCUUUCCGAUCAAUGAAAGGAAGGCAUUUUCGCAAAAGCUUUCCUAUGGUACAGCUGGAUUUAGAAUGAAGGCAGAUUCUAUUCUAGAUCGUGUUGUCUUCUCAGUUGGCUUACUUGCUUGUUUGAGAGCUUUGGAGAGGAACGAAUCGGUCGGAGUGAUGAUCACAGCAAGCCAUAACGGAGCACAAGACAAUGGAGUAAAAUUGGUAGAUCCUUCGGGUGAAAUGUUAGAAGCAAGCUGGGAGGAGAAGGCUAUGCGAUUAGCCAACCGUAUUCAUGAUGCAUCGGAAUUGGCUUCCACAUGCCGAGAAUUGGCAAAGGAAUUAAACUUGAAUGGAAGAAAUUCAUCCAAGACUCUUUGUAUUUGUAUCGGAAAGGAUACUAGAGAGAGUAGUGAUCGAUUAGUCCAAUAUUUGAAAGCUGCAAUUUCAACAUUUAGAAAUGAUGGAAUUGUUUUUGUGGAUUAUGGAUUGGUGAUUACACCUCAACUCCAUUAUAUGGUCAUGCUGGCAAAUAGUCACCAAGAAACAAAGAAUUUCCUUUCUCAAUCGUUCUCUUCUCACGACGAAAAGCAAUCAAAAAUUCAAGACAAGUUGAGUGAAAAUUUGAAUAUUUAUUAUCAAAAUAUUGCCCAAGCUUUCGAAUCGUUAGUUCACAAGACAAAGCCAAUAGAUGUCAACUUGGACUGUGCAUUCGGAGUUGGCGGCAAAAAAGUGAAAGAGCUUGCCUCUCAUUUGAAAGGACUCGUUAAUUUUACAAUUGUCAAUGACUUUGAGCAUGCAGUACCUAUCAAUUGUGAAACCUUUAAAGAUUUAGCAAGCAUUGACGGAGAUGGUGACAGGCUUGUUUUCUACUACAUCAACAACAAUGGAGAUUUGUGCCUAUUGGAUGGUGACAAAAUUGCAAGUCUUUUAGUGAAAUUUAUUGGAGAAAUGCUUAAAAAAACCAAUUUGUUGGACCAAUUAAUUGUUGGAGUGGUUCAGACAGCCUAUGCCAAUGGAUCCUCAACAACCUAUCUAAAGCAAGUGUUAGGGGAAGAACGUAUCUUUUGUGUGCCCACUGGUGUUAAAUACUUGCAUCACAAGGCCAAAGAUCUUGAUGUGGGCGUUUAUUUUGAAGCCAAUGGUCACGGUACUGUUGUUUUUUCAGAUAAGGCAAAAAAGGCCAUUGAUGAUCUGUAUAACAAGAGCAAGCAUGAAAACUCUGAAAUUUCCGAAGCAAUUUCCAAUCUCCAUGCUUUCACCAAUUUAAUUAACGCAACAGUUGGAGAUGCAUUCAGUGAUUUAUUAGCGGUGGUUGCUGUAUUGAGCUAUUACAGUUGGUCAUGGUCAGAUUGGGAUUUACAUCUUUACACAGAUGUGCCAAGUGUUCAAGAUAAGCUUCGAGUGAAAGAUAGAACUAUCAUCAAAACAUCUGCAGAUGAAACACAAGUCCUUUCACCUCCUGGAAUCCAAGACAAAAUCAAUCAAUGUGUUGCAAAAGUCAAAAAAGGAAGGGCAUUCAUUCGACCAAGUGGAACCGAAGAUGUCGUGAGAGUUUAUGCUGAGGCUGAAACUCAGCAAGAGGCCAGAGAUCUAGCAAUUGAUGUGUUGCAUAUUAUUUACAAUGAUUUACAAGGAACAGAGCAACCACCUUCCAAGCUUUAA
Naegleria lovaniensis is the source of this 1677-nucleotide messenger RNA. RefSeq lists its product as uncharacterized. Gene Ontology annotation, biological process: UDP-N-acetylglucosamine biosynthetic process; carbohydrate metabolic process. Lineage: Eukaryota; Heterolobosea; Eutetramitea; Acrasida; Naegleriidae. The record is from RefSeq and is a predicted model, not a curated record. Gene Ontology annotation, molecular function: phosphoacetylglucosamine mutase activity. The transcript has 2 exons. The coding region runs from base 1 to 1677 and encodes 558 amino acids.